Molecule: messenger RNA, 6280 nt
Organism: Notolabrus celidotus (New Zealand spotty)
Lineage: Eukaryota; Metazoa; Chordata; Actinopteri; Labriformes; Labridae
Gene: nt5dc1
Product: 5'-nucleotidase domain containing 1
Exons: 12
Coding region: 313-1692 (459 amino acids)
Molecular function (GO): 5'-nucleotidase activity
Source: RefSeq, a predicted model, not a curated record
GGUCCGCUCCACACCCGGAAGCGCUGCACGCUCACUCCCGCACUCGACUCUCUGCCGCCUUCUUCUGGCACACAGGAGUUUAACUUCUGGCUCCUUCUAGGUAACUUCUUCACGUUAACCGGUUAAUGGUCAUUCUUUCGUGUCGGAGAAGAGGAGCUCGUGGACUUUCUUUCUGCUGUGCUGCAAGCGGGGAGAGAGCCGCGCGUGCACAGAGCGCAGUCCCCGCCGCCGCUGCACAGUGACAUUGACACACCGUGGUGUUGUGCCGCCGUGCGUACAGCAGCGUUCAGAUCCCCACAAGCUGCAGCCACGAUGAGCGAAUACUUCAGCCUGUCGGACUGUGAUGUUAUUGGCUUCGACCUGGACCACACGCUCUGCCGGUACCACCUGAAGGAGACCUCGAGGCUGAUCUAUGAGAGUUUUGCUCGCUAUCUGGUGGAGCAUAAAGGCUAUGAUAAGGACCUGCUGAACCUAACCCCCGCUACCUGGGAUUUCUGUUUUAAAGGGCUGGUGGUGGAUCUGGACGAUGGAAACCUUGUGAAGCUGGCUGAAGAUGGAACUGUCCUGCGAGCGACACAUGGAACCAAUGACCUCAGCACAGAAGAGAUCAUCAAACACUACGGUCCAAAAAGGGAAUGGAAGCACUUCAACAGCCUCAAUACUUCCUUCACAAGAUCAACUAAAUACUACUUCUAUGACAACUAUUUUGAUCUACCCGGGGCCCUCCUCUGUGGAAGAGUUGUGGAUAUGUUACAUAAGCGAGGAAAUGAGGUGAAUUCUGACUUUUGGAAAGAUAUGGUUGCUGCUAUCGACCACAAUUACAACACAUCUGCAUUCAAAGAGGAUGCAGGGACGUACUUCCCCAGAGUGAAGAGGGACCCGGGACGGUACCUGCAGCCCUGCUCGGACUCUGUGAAGGCCUGGUUGCGCAGCAUGAAGAAUGCCGGGAAGGUCCUCCUCCUCAUCACCAGCUCCCACAGCGACUACUGCAGGCUCAUCUGUGAACACAUCCUGGGGAAGGAUUUCGAGGAGCUAUUUGAUGUCAUCAUCACAAAUGCCCUGAAGCCUGGUUUCUUCUCUCUGGUGCCCCAGCAGAGGCCCUUCAGGACUCUUGUGAACGACGUGGAGGAGAGCGAGGGGCUGCCGGCGCUGGACAAACCCGGCUGGUACUCGCAGGGAAACUGGCCGCACCUCCUCGAGCUGCUGAAGACCAUGACGGGGAAACCAGAGCCAAAGGUGGUGUACUUUGGAGACAGCAUGCGGUCGGACAUGUUCCCUGCCAGCAGUUUUGGGAAAUGGGAGACGGUGAUGGUCGUGGAGGAAAUGGAAGGGGAGGGUGUCGAGAAGAGCGACGCGGCGCUGUCCAAUGAGGCUCAAGUGGAGCCGCUGGAGAAAAAGGGCAAGUUUGAGGAGCAAGGCAUGAAGGCCCCCUCCGCCGUGUCCGAGCAGUGGGGCUCCUACUUUGUGGACGUACAUAAAAGUGGAGGAGCGGACGAGGAGAGCCAGAAACUGACCUGGUGCUGCCACUGCAUUCACAAAUACAGCGCCAUGGCCAUCCCCAGUGUGGAGCACAUAGCAGAUCUCCCUCUGGAUUACAAGUUCCCCAGGUUCUCUCCCGACAAGCCCUGCACCACCGGCUACUACCCUCGGCCCCCGGAUUCUCUGCUGAAGAGGUGCGAGAGUCUGUCGUAAAAAUACAGAAGAGAAGUAGGAAAAAGUCCUCCCUUACCCCUCUGCCUCAGGAGAGGAAUGUGCCAUUUUUGCCUGUAGUUUGUCACCUGACCCGCCGCCAUCUGUGGAGCACAGGAAGCAUACACUCCUCACCCAUUCAGAGAAACCAUGUGAAUGUAAGCCACAGUAUCUCUCUGUAAUAACGCCUACAUCUGAACGUCGUUUCGUGGUUUAGUGUACCGUACACGUGGAAAUAUGAAACGUGUGUGUGUGUGUGUCUGCAAACAGUACCAAUAAGAAAUGUAGUGUUUUUAUUGUUUCAUGUGUGAGGCCAAAUUUAUUUUCUACGGUAGGUUGUUGAAAAAUCCAAACUCUUCUAAGAAAGUGAACACUCACCGUUUCUUUUAUUCUGAAGGGAUUACCUCAAGAAAGGAACCAGAUUGUCAAACUGCGUUUGCCCUGAAAGUCUUUGGUAUUAUCGUGCCAGUAUUUCUGUCUCACACUGUCACCGUAAAGUCUUAUUCUUUGAAAUAUAGUUUCACAGUAUGCAUUUUAGUAACCUUAACAUGAGGGUCAAAGAGUAGUUCUGGUGUUUCUAAACCAGGGCCAUAUUUUAACAUAUUUAUGGGUCUAAAUUGAUGAGAGGUACAAAAAGUUUUGAGUUGCAGCAGUUGUAUUUUCCUCCUGCAGCCUUGAGGCAGGUUGUAAUGGCUGUAAUUUAAUAUUCUUGUACAGUAGAGAGGAUCUCUAAAGAGACCCUUCAUGUUAGGAGAAGAUCAUUUUUGGAAACAAGAAGCAGCAACAUUUUUGCUCUUCUCAAAAGCACCUGACUCCAUUGAUGAUAGCAAUAAUUCAGGGCCUGUGUCCACUUACAGUGCCCACAACAUCAGUUCCAGGGUGAAGUUUCUGAAGUUGUCCCACACAGCAUAUAGAAAGCAUUAUAAAAAUGGAAAUGAAUCAUGUCUUAGCAUUAACAGCAGUUCAAGGUCUGGGUAGUUUCUUCCCUGCCAUUUUUGUUGACAAAGCUGAGAUCACAAGUCACACCCCUUCUUGAUUUUGAUUGAUCAGUGAGUUUGAAGCAACAUUGACGAGCAUGGCGAUGUUCCUAAAGUUUAACUUUCUUCAACUGCAAACUCCUUGAGUACAUCAACAAAAAACAGCUGACACCACUUAAAACACCAGACUGUAUUGGUAUUGUAGGCACUGUAAACACAGAAAAUGCUUUCAGUGGAAAUAGGCCCUUAACCUUGCAGAACAUGAGAUCUCUCGAUCAGCUAGUUUCUUUGUUUGUUUUUUUAGUAUCAUUGUGUGCUGUUGAAACAUGGUCUUUAUGGAUCUGAAAUUACUAUUUCAACAACAAAGUCUCCCAAUAUGUGACUAUCUCAGACAUUUGUGAACUAGAAACUCAUGUUAACCACAAGUGAAAGUGAGGCUUUUUGUUUGGCGACUUUAAAGAAAGUGACAUAUUUGGUGUUACUAUUAAAACUCUAUCCCAGUAGGGAUCCAUUCUUCAAUAAUGUUGGACACCAAGAGUAACAAUCUGAGUCUGUAAGUUGCAAAAAACAAUAGAGUUUGUCCAGCUGUGAUUGGGCCUCUUCGCCUCCAGGUUCACAUUGCAGCCAUUACAGCCUGUUUCAAGCAUGCCUGCUCACUGGACCAAUUUAAAACAUUUUUCACCUGUUAGUCAUUCAGAUCCCAAAAUAUGUAAAUAUAAGUCUCCAGUCUAGAGCAUCAGGAUUCCUCUUGAGGUCAAAAGUUCCAGCUGUGUCCGUUUUUGUAGACGGUGUUAAUCUUCAGGUCAUUGUUGCUGAAUAUUUAGCACAAUGCUGUACUUUGUGUUUGCUGUCAUAAAAAACACAUCUUUGGGAAACACUUAAUAACAGUAAUAAGAAUUGAUGAUGAAGACUAUGCUAGAUGUUCUCUGUAUUAUUUUUUGGUGCAACAGUGACAUGUGCUGUUUGAGUGAUUGUGUUAAAAUAUGGACUACUUGUGUGUUCAUUCGUAUGCAGUACCAGACUGAGAUAUGCUUUAACCGACUUCUGAAUGGUUAUUUUGUCGGUGUGCAUUUACAAGUUGUGCCAUAAUAUUUAAGGAACACUAAAUGAGGGAUAAAUCUGUUAGUUUGUGCUGAAGCCACAUCACAGACGAUUGGUUUAUCUUUGUGAAUCUGGGUAGUGUUUAGCUGAGCUGAGUGAACCACAGCUCAUGCCUCUGUCUCUAAAAUUCAAAAUGACGAAUGGCCACAAAAUUGAAAGCUUUUCUUUUGUAUGCCAGACGGCAGACUUAGGACUGAGCAAACUAGAGGUCUUCACUGGUCUACUUGGUCCAGAGUCAUGCUUACAAACUACUAACCUUUUUCUUUUAGACCUGAGCUUGAAUCAGAAAUGUCUCAUUCCAAAUGAGCAUUUUGGUUUCAUUUCAGAACUUAUCUUGUGCUAACACGUCUUAAAAUAUAUGACAUGACCAUUCUUGUACAGUGGACUUAAAAGUGCCAGUGGAAACAAAAAAAUGGACAUUGCAGUUGUACAAAAGUGAAGCCAAAAUAAACCCUGCAAUCGGCAUUUACAUCUUACACUGCGGAGACUUUUUUAGCCACAGUGCAUGUAGAAGAGAUUGGCUGGUGGAGUCACAAAAUUGUGAAAAGAAAAGAAAAUCCGGUGCACACAGCGCUACAGGAGCCUCAUUGGUCAACAGAGAGGUCAGUCGUGACAUCACAUCCCCUCUUUACAGCAUCAAAUAACUAAUUCAAUCUAAACUUGUCAGAAAACUGAACACUGUGACGUAACUAACUAUGAUGACAGAAACCAUGUCUGACAAACAUUUAUUUGACCUGUAUUUGGAUUUUAGAGUUUGACCCAUGCCCCAUCUGUCAACAUGGAGGAGGCAGGGUUUAUGAGCUACCCUGUAGCCAGUCAGACGAGGGAAAGCUAAAUGUUUUGGCUUCAUUUUUGGGGAGCUGUCAUGUCAUUCAUUUUUUGGGCCACCCAAAACGACAAUAUCUGGUCAGGGUUGAUAACACUGCUGAAACAAGAAGCCCUCACACCUCCUGCACACAGUUACAACUACAUAAACUGUGAACACUAGAUGAUAAAACAAGCAGUGCCUGUAAUGAGUUAUUUGUGUUGACUUCAUCACUGUUGCUAAAAGCUGUUUUCUUCUAGAUACAGGCCUCUGUAUAGAGGGGUGAUGAAUCAGGGAGAUACACAUUUCACCAAUACAACCCAACAAGAAAGCUAAUGUGGGUUUCUGCCCCAUCAUUCUUAAAAAAAAACCUUUGUUUCUGCCAUUAAUACUAAAACACAAACGAAGUGUUUCAAACUAGAAAGUGGUCAGUAGUAUCAGAUUCAGGAGCUGUUUAACAUCAGUUUGUAUUGAAGCUCAGCUUAAAGCUAGCUAAAUGAACGCUAAUUUUGAAAAAAACAUGUAGCGAGGAUUAACAACAGUAACUGAAAAAGACUUGAGACCUUAAUCCUGUCAGGUACUACUUAUAUUCUCUGUAAUAGCUUCCAGGUGGGGUCCUAAUACAUUCUUGGGACUGUGGCAUGUCCAUGUAGUAUAUCCAAUGUAAUAUAUCCCACUGGAUCCUGGUGGACUGGGUCAAUUUUUCUGUUAGCAUUCUGUGGCUACAUGCUAACGCAACCACCCUGUUGCUACGAUAAGCUCAAACAAAUGCGGGUAGCAAAUUAUGUCAAGUAAGUAAGCAGAGAGCUUUACUAUAUCCAUAGCCUUGAGUCAAUAGCAACAAAUGUCAAAAUAUUGAGGGUUUUUAGAUGGUCAGCGUAGUUAGCUAGCUUACUCUGGUCUAUUUUGCGAUAGAUAAUAACGCUAAGGGUCAAGAAGCACAACAGAGGGACCUCUGAUUUUGGAAACACUCCCUCUACUUUGGAAAGAGAUAAAGAAACCAUAGCAGCACAGAGACAAGCUAACUAGUGGGAACUAUAGCUAGCAUUAGCCCUGCUAUAGACAGUCACAGCACCCAGCUGGUUUUCAUUAUAAUUAUCUUUUUAAACUAAUAAAGCCUGGUUGUUUCUACAUAAAUUAGUUAAAGAAUAGAAGUAACACUACGUAGAGUUUUUUUGGAAAUAGUUUGAUCAAGCUAGAGUAGCUUCUUGGCUAGCUGGUUUGCUGGAUAGUCCCUUUAUUCUUGGUUCAAAGCUAGGCUAAACAUCCCAGACCUUUCACUCUGUUAACCACACAUACGUAGGUGAUUCUGGUUUUACCCUUUUUACCUGGCUUUGUGUGCGUAACUAAACAGGGGGAUUUCCCAAAUGUCAAAGUGUUCCUUGAAGAUGACCAUCAUCUCACUCAUACGGACAGAUUACUUCAGAAUACUUUAAGAAAAGCUGCAUCCAGCUCUCAGCGUGUACGUGGGAUUGGUCAUCCAAAGUGAGUUCUUAAUUGUGCUGUGUGUGUGCAGGUGUUUUAUGCAUACAGCUGUUGUGAUUGUACUCUUCUUUUCUCAUCUGACCUGGAAAAUUUGACAUGCACAUUUGCCUUAUGUUGGAAGCAUUUGUGGUCUUAAUUUCCUUAAAACACAGGAAAGUUUAAUUCUGUGUUUUAGUGUUAAAGUACUGUCUAUGAAAUAAAAUGUUCUACAGUUUUCUUAUAA